AUGGCCCAAAAUAUUCAUACUACAAGAUUUCAAAAAGUAAAGUGGGGUGAUAGCACUGCUCAAAUAGAAACAGUUAAUAGUAAUGGCGUCGAGUGCCUGCGUCUCGAAGACGUUCAACGACACUUUCACACAGUGAUAGUGAAGGCCUUUCUUAUUGACAAUGUACAGAAGGCAUUUAUCCACGACGAGACUGGAAAAAACUCAGAGCCGCUGCGUAUUGUUGCGCAUCUUGACAAAACUGUGGAAGUAGUGGGAUCUAUGAAACAUUCCAGUAAUGACAUUCAUGAUCAACUGCUUCUAAUGGAUGGUAAACUCGAUCGUAUUGACGCCAAUACGCAAGAGAUAUUACGCCAGAUUGAUCAUGUCAUGACCCAAAUGUAUGAAUUACAUGAGUUUACUACACCUCGCUAUUUUUUCAUCUUACCUGCGGAGCAUAGCAACAUCAAAGCGAUCGACACCGUACAAAAUUGGUUACACAUUCAUUAUAAACUCUAUUUUCUAUGUGAAUGUUCACAAGAUCCAAAAGAAAUGCAUGUCGCUCCACAUGAAGGUUAUUCAAUUAAAAGACCGAGAGAUUUCAUUCUGCGAUACGGACCGUAUUUAAAAACAACUUUAGCAAUUGCUCAAGCCCUGCUUUCAAUUGGAGGUUUUGCUAUUCCACAACUAGGAAAUGUAUCAAAAGCUAUCAAUGAUGUAUUACCGCCACAACUUAAUAAUUCUCAGUUCUACACAGACGCGGAACAAAAAUUGCAAAUGGUUGAUGAUUUACUCAAUAAAGUCGACAACCAGCAAUAUCGUGCAGGUGCUUCAGUAGUUGACAGACACCAGUCAAGAGGAACAGCAUUGCAAGGUGCCGAACUACGAGAAAUUCAAACGUAUCUUGAACGUGUUGAUGAUAAGCGUAGCUUGGGAAAUUUAUACCGAAUAGUCACUGCUGACGGUCAUGUUCGUUGGGUCUGUCACAAACACUAUAAUGCGAUUAGUUACAAUAAUGAAAUGAGCAAAUACAUCAAGGAAUUUAAAGCCAUGGGAGGUAAAUUCGAUGAGACGACUAACGAAGCACUUAUAAAUCAAGUGAAUAUUACUAAAGAAAAUGUUGAAAUGAUGUGCACGGCUCUUGAGAAGGGUUUUAAUAUUGAGAAGCUAAUAUGUCGAGAAUGUUCAAUCGGCGAAGAUGAUCUCAAAAAACUGCUUGACAUCAUCAUUAAUCGCUCUUCAAUUCGUUGUCUAAAUAUGGGUUCGGUUCGUGUACGAAACGUUUUUGGAAUCACAAAGUAUACUUGUCAAGAAAUGGCCGCAGAGUUCAAUAAUCAAACAAUGAAAGUUCGUUUCUCCGAAGCUAAUCGAAGUGGAAAUACGAUGAUGCUCGCUCGGCUUUUGCUUCAAAACAAGAUAUGUGGAAACUUAGACUUUUCUGCGAGUGAUUUUCUCGGCUAUGAAUCUGAUGUUCAACGUAGUCUUGAAACAAAUGCAAUUCUAACAGAUCUAGCUGUGGAGUAUUCCAACAACAUCGAUAUCCUCAACAGUAUAUUAAGUUUGAAAAUAAAUGCACUACAGCAUUUAAAACUCACUCACUCAUUGUGUGCUUCCCCAGCUUUCUCACAUUUCUGCGAAAUGUUGAAGAAGAAUAAAAAACUCCUUGAAAUAGACCUGAUGGAUCCGAGUGGUUUGGGUGACGAAGCCUGCAUCAAUCUUCUUCUGGACACUUUGAAAGAUCACAAAUCAAUCAAGCAUCUUAGUUUGCACAUUCGAAAUAUUCGACCAACUGAUCAAAAAGAAACCUCUUUAAUAAAAUCAUUACAAAAACAUGUAUUUAUUUCACGUCUCUGUAUAUCGUCAUCACUUAUCUCACGUGAAUUCACAAAAGCACUUCUUUAUGCUUCAAAAGAGCAGAGUCCAUUAACUUAUUUGGAGUUUUAUAAUUGCCAAGUGGAAUACGAUGAUAAAGCAAAAUUACAAUCAUUUCAUGAUAAUGGAAGUUUAUCUCACCUGGCUUUUUAUGAAGAACCACGUUGGGAUGUGUUAUUAAAGGAAACAAAUGGAUCGUUAAAUAAAGGUAAGAGAAGUAGCAUCUUCACCGACAAUGGUAGUUCCAAUUUCGUGCAGCUAGUCACUUUACUCUUAAGAGAGGAUUUAGAACAGAAUUGA
Rotaria socialis is the source of this 2148-nucleotide messenger RNA. Lineage: Eukaryota; Metazoa; Rotifera; Eurotatoria; Philodinida; Philodinidae. The record is from the annotation of a GenBank genome assembly.